Molecule: messenger RNA, 1512 nt
Organism: Adelges cooleyi (spruce gall adelgid)
Lineage: Eukaryota; Metazoa; Arthropoda; Insecta; Hemiptera; Adelgidae
Exons: 2
Coding region: 2-1288 (428 amino acids)
Source: RefSeq, a predicted model, not a curated record
CAUGCCCCCCCUCAGACAGUUUGACACUGGCUACACAUAUGCUGCCAUAGGAGACACCGAAAAUCGUGAAGAAGAUUUAAAAUGCGGAUACCUGUUGAGUAGUCUGAGGAACAUGCAGUUGACCAGAGUGCAGUUGGCGCAUCCAUUGGCCAAAACCAUUCUGACGUUGAACAACAUAAAGCUUUACUUGCCAGUCAUAAAAGAUAAAUUAGCUACCCUAUACGAACUGAAUAUCCCGCGUUAUGGUGCUCUGUGGCUCGUACUGUUGUACACCGGCAGUGCGGAAGAUUACAAGAACACAUUGUACAAUUCGGGAUACACUAAACAAGAAGUGCACGCAAAACUGCUUAGCAUUCACGAUUACGUGAUCGGAAAAUUGGAAUCGGACGCCAGUGGAUGUCGUGAAGGUAACCGAUUCGACCAGGCCGAAAUGCCGUUUACCGCCCGGCAGUUGGGCAAACCGGAAGGCAUAACGCACCUGAUCAACAGCCACAAAAACUACAUAAGAAGGCUGCUGAAUUUUAACUACGAUAAUUGUCAUUUGUCGUUCGAUCAUAACUCCAAAUUCGAAAUAAAUAAACUUUUCAUGUUCAAUUUCGGCACUAUCCCGGGCAACGUAAUCCCUUUUAUGACACGGUAUAACGUGAAAAUAGACUGGUCAAACACCGGUGCUCAUUUACAAGCUACUUGGUUCAAUGCACGAGACCUCGAUUGGACCACCAAUGAUCUUCAGCCAAUCAAACUAUACUUGACGACGGUUUUCGACUUCAUCAAGGUGAUAUUUUUACGUCUUACGGCCAAACAUCUUUUUUACUUGUUAGAUGUGAAGGUUCCACACCGUCAUAUCUUUGUGCAAGAAUGGUUUAUUUUGCUUCAGAGAUUCGCAAACAUAUUCGUCUUCGUCAACGACACGCACAUCGCCUACUUGCUGGAAGCAUUUAAUUCAGGAUUGAUCGUCCACCAGAAUAAUAUCGAAAGUCUCAUAAAAUAUCUUAACAAGGCAGUGUCACGGACUUCAGAUACUCUCGGUUGUACAGCGAACGAGCCAAUCACUAUCACCGACCUUGCCAACGAUAUAAUGUUGCUGCCACGUGGUACUCCCAUUGCGAAUACUGAUGAAGAUCGUUUGCGCAUCCGAACUCAUACAAUUCCGAUUGCAGAAAUCAGUCUGAUGAACGCUUACGACUUUAUGGACCUUGUCAAAUGGACAUUUAGAAACAUACAUUUUGAUGUCACUAAGUUGCUUGUGGACUACAUCGAUGGACAUCAUGAGUUCAGACUAUUUUGAAGAUGUGGGCUGUAUACUUAAGUUGCUUAUGUUAUAGCUUCGUUAAAAUUAUACAAUUACAAAUUGUGACUUGUGUCGUUUUCUUCAACAAAUAAUUUACUGAAAGUCGUGUUGACUUUGUUUCUUGAAUUAUGAGUCAUUUAUAUUAUUUUUUGCAUGCGUCAAAAAUUGUUUAUUCAAGGUGCAUACAGGUCAACCAAUUGUGUCAAUCAGAAUUAUUAAUA